This is a messenger RNA of Papaver somniferum (opium poppy), 892 nucleotides long. Its product is annotated as putative invertase inhibitor. NCBI's taxonomy places the organism in Eukaryota, Viridiplantae, Streptophyta, Magnoliopsida, Ranunculales, Papaveraceae. The record is from RefSeq and is a predicted model, not a curated record. Gene Ontology annotation, molecular function: enzyme inhibitor activity. The coding region runs from base 26 to 577 and encodes 183 amino acids. The transcript has a single exon.
UUUCAGAAGAUCAUCAAAAAGGAAAAUGAUGAAGCUAUCUACUUUCUCUUUGGUUUCCCUUGCUUUCUCAUCUCUGUUAGUUCUUUUUCUUCUCCCUCACAGUGUAAAUGCUGCCGAUAUAAUUGAGCCUACAUGCAACAAGGCGGCGAAGAGCAGUCCAAAUAUAAAAUACCAUUAUUGCUUGAACUCUCUAAAAGCAAAUCCUAAGAGCCGAAAUGCCGAUAUACAACAACUUGGGAUAAUUUCGGCAGAAUUAGCAAAAUCAAAGGCUAACUCGAUAAGUAUUGUCAUCAAGCGUUUGCUGGAGACGAACAAGAAUCGGGUUGAUAACAAAUGCUUACAAGAUUGUUUGAAAAUCUAUUCAAAUGCUGCUGAAGAUUUAGAGGAAGUUGUUAAAGAUUUCAACGCUAAAGAUUAUUUCGAAGCUAAUAUCCAAAUGAGUGCAGCAAUGGAUGCUGCAACUAAUUGUGAGGAUGGAUUUAAACAGAUGGGUGUGGCUUCUCCAUUGACGAAGAUGAACGAUCGUUAUUUUCAAACAACUGCAAUCACCCUCGCCAUUACUAACAUGGCCCGAUGAUGAUCUUUUUCAAUUUUUUUGAGCAUGUAAUUAAGUAUUAUUUUUCUGAUAUACCUUUUAUUAUUUUUACAUAAGGAGGCUUGCAAAUAAGCUAUUCGUCACUCCCUUAAUUGUUUCCAAAUCACCACACUGUCAUUCAAGGCUAUUGAAUGAAAAUGUAUCGAUUGGUACACAUAGAAAGGAAAAUGUAACCGAGGACCAACGAAUGUAGGCAUUCAAGGCUAUUGAGCACCUAAUAAAUCUAAAAAAUACUCGUAGCUCUCCCUUUGCGGGGAUGCCUAACGGCCAGAAGGACCUAGUUUCUGAUCAAAAAAA